Periconia digitata is the source of this 1629-nucleotide messenger RNA. The record is from the annotation of a GenBank genome assembly. Lineage: Eukaryota; Fungi; Ascomycota; Dothideomycetes; Pleosporales; Periconiaceae.
AUGAAGCUUUGUGGAGCAGCCUUGAAUGACUCGAACCAAAAAAUCCAAAGUCCGCAACCUCUACCCUCUAUUGUUGACCAAUUCACGCCGGGACAGGGCGAUGUUGCCCUUCAAAUAAUGGGAGACUCAUACUCGGCCGGCCCCGGAGCUGGAGAUCUCCUUAAAGACAGGUAUCAUCCGAACUACCCAAAGAAAUGCCGACAGUUCAGCAUGGCUUGGGGCCAGACAUUACUCGUCAACUGGCCGUUCUACAACCGGCCUCUCCACUAUAACCGGUUCUUGCCCUGCCUCGGACACACGACCAAUGAUUUCAUCCAGCAUCAAAUCCCUGAAAUGUCGCUUGAUAACAAUGUUGCUGCUCUCACACUGGGAGGAAACGACCUCGGAUUCUCUUCGAUCUUGAGGAGGUGCCUCCUAAAGAUAUCGGUCAACUCUUGUGAUGCUGCGAUUAAAGAUGCUGAAAAAGUAUUAAAAGGAGACGGUAUCGAGUCACUGCACGACAGGAUGUACAAGGUCUGGAACAAGAUGUUCGAAAAAAUGGAGCCUGAUUGGCACAACCAAAUCUACCACCUCGGAUACCCAACCUUUUUCAACGUAGGGUCCGAGUCUUCGGACUGGUGCGACUCACACGGCUUCAAUGUCAAUAUUAUAAACGGGCCCAAAUUGGACAAAUCCUUGCGUCGCCGAAUGAACAAACUCAUCAAAGAUUUCAACGAUAAGUUGCAGCACUCGAUUGCACGGUAUAACAGCGAUCAUCACAAUCCAGGAUCGCCGGAAUGGGGUCAUAGGCGACUUUUUUUCGUUGACCCGAACCCUGAAUUCAAUGGACACCGUUUCUGCGAGGACAAGAUAAAAAGCCUCCGCCAUGAUGAUAUCUGGAUCUUUGGCACGUUCUCCAGAGACAACGACAAUAAAUUGACGCAGUCCUUUGAGGAUGAGGCUACCAAUGUAACCGCUAUCGCAUCUGGAUCGGAAUUCGCAGGAUUGAAUGCGACACAUUGCGCCAGCGACACCAGAUAUUCCACUGACGACGAUUUCAACUAUCUGUGCGACUACGCAAGAGCCUCCCAUUCCACCAAAGCUCUUGAUCCGCGUAUUCAGAAUGCGGUACUCGGACUCGUCACCAGAUCCUUUCAUCCCAAAAGCAAAGGUAUGACUGCCUAUCGCCUAGCGAUUGACAAGAAAAUACGACAACAACGGCGCAACAGUGCGUAUGAUGUAGAAUUGGGCUUGUGCAGCUUCCACAUGAAGGAAGAAGUUACCUGCAGUCGUAGUGGGUUUCAGGAUGGUAAAGCAACAACAACAACAACGCGUACUCUUAACGCGUUGCUGACGCCACUACUUGAUGACGACAAAUUGAGGAUUGGCGGCAUGCCGGAUUCAGAACAAAUUGAGGAAGGAUUCGCUAUGACUAGCCGACUCAAAGAAACACUGGUAAUCACGGGACACAAGGAAGGAGGUAGCUACGUUGAUUUUAACUAUGGAAACAAGCAUUGGAAUACCAGGACGGAAGAGUUUCCAGAGGGCAAUUCAAACGGGUGGUGUUCAGUCGGUGGAUGGGCAUCAGUGCCUGGCACAGGAUGUGGUCGCAAGGGUAUUAGAGACAUGGAUUGUACUUUCCAUUGUUAG